CAAAUUCAAAACAAACCAGAUUUUUCAACUUUUUACCUUGUUUUUUGUCCAUGUCAGUGUUUACAAGGCUCUAAUGUGGUCAUAAAUAACUGACUGGAAUGUCAAAAAGGGUAGUUCUACCACCGCUUCCAAAGGUCUCAGAUCUAUUACGAAUUUAUGGUGUCCGUGCUAAGAAACAGCUCAGUCAGAAUUUCAUACUGGAUCAAAACAUCACUGAUAAAAUCGCUGGCGAAGCAGAUGUUUUUGACUGUUUUGUAUGUGAAGUUGGUUCUGGACCUGGUUCUUUGACGCGGUCUGUGCUCCACGCUGGCGCGAGGCAUGUUGCAGCUGUUGAGAUUGACCGCAGAUUCAUUCCAGCGCUUGAGAUAUUCAGACAACACCAUGGUAUUUCAAAAAGUAAAGAAGUUCAAAAGAUGCUGGCUGACUGCUCAGAAGGCAAAAUAAAAGUUUAUAAUGAGAAUAUCAUGAAGUUUAAUGUUCCUGCAGCUUUCUCCAAAGUGGAAGGUGUCGAGUGGGAAAAGGAUUACUUGCCAAGCGUUCGUUUGGUCGGAAAUUUACCCUUCAAUGUGUCGAUUCCGCUUCUCCUGCAGUGGUUGGAAGCAAUCUCCCAUCGCGCUGGACCGUUCACGUUUGGGCGAGUACCUAUGUCGCUUGUGUUUCAGAAAGAAGUCGCCGAUAAUAUCGUAGCAAAACCGGGACACCCUAAUUGCUCACGGUUAUCAAUAAUGGCGCAACAUUUGUGCGAAGUAAAGAGAAAUUAUCGAUUGCCCAGGACUGUAUUUGUCCCCGAACCCAAGGUGGAUGCUGCAUUGUUGCACUUGAUACCUUUAAAACAACCAAAAAUUGACGCUCCCUACGAAAUUGUGGAACAAGUUGUCAAAGCUUUAUUCUCCUUGAAAAGAAAGUUCAUUCGUUCUUCACUCAAAUGCUUAUUUCCAGGCGAUGAACAUUUAGUCGAUGAUUUCUUAGCUCUGGCCGAUAUUGAUCCAACUCUGAGAGCAACAGACGUAGAUAUGGCAGGGGCAAAUAGAUUAUGCGGGGCGUUCCUCGAGAUGACAGAAAACAUGAACUUAGAUCGUCUGCCGCUAAAAAUCAACAGACCAUCGCCUGUGCAGUGAAUACACUGAUCUUAUAAUACACUGGAUUAAGCAACCACACCUAUCGAAAACGAAGGCAGAAUUAAUAAACUUUCAGAGCAACAAUGAAAAGAGAAAAUACAUCCCUGGAACUUAGGAGGUGUCUUUUCUGUCGACUUUGUAUUUUUAAAAGUCGUGCGUCGAUGGCGAGUAUCGCAUUUCCCUUGGAUCUGGGUCUUCGGUAGUGCUGGCCCUCCGGUAAUGCUUGGCCUCCCGUAUUGCUGGGCCCCCGGUAAUGCUGGAUGAAUCCCCGGUAAUGCAUGGUCUCCGAUUAUGGUGGGUCUCCGAUAAUGCUGGGUCUUAUGCUGGGAUAUCAGUCGCCAGUGUAUUAUGAGAUCAUUGAGUGAUUACGAGAAAGACGCUAGCAAAACUAUUGCUUUCUGGAGAGUCAUCCCAGUUCAGUUUCAGUGCGUUAUAUAUCAUACUGUGAGUCUCUUGCCGUGAAAGUAAUGUUUCGUCAGGUUUGCGCAUGCUCAUGCUCAUAGUUUCUUCGUCUAAUUUUGGUCAUUUUUUGAAACUGGUUUCACUGAAAGUGAGACUAUGUGCACACGGUAACGUUUUCGAGCGUUUUCAUUUUCGUUUUCAUGCCAAAACGGUUUGAAACACCGUCAAUUUAGAAUAGAAGUUGAAGCUAACUUAUAAGAUAAAGCAUAUUUUUCCUUGGAACGUGUGGACAGGGCGUCAAAACGAUAAAAUGGACAAAAACGAUUUUGAAAACGCUCGAAAACGACGCUCGUGUGCACAUAGCCUGAGUAAACAAUAUUUAGAGUCAAUAAGCAGGUGAUCUUAAGUGGGGGGGAAUGACCGGGUCUCGUUGUCAAGUGGAAAUCCAUUUCUCGGCGGUUGAAACCACUUAAUAUCUCUCGAAAUAUGCAUUAUUUCGGUUUCAAAUUUAUGUCACAUGCAGCUACAGUUCUUAUAACCAAACAUAUUGUUGAAAAAUACACAAAAUGACGACCGGUUCCAUAAAGAAUAACAAGAGAUAUUAUUGAUCAAAUACUGCAGUGAUACUGAUAUUUGAAAUCACGUCGGUAAAGCAACCCAUCAUAACAAGUAGUGUAUUCAUUAAAAUUACUUUAUUUGUCGGUGUAUUCGACCGGAAAUAUUAAAGAACAAAUCAAGUGAU
Messenger RNA from Dendronephthya gigantea, 2262 nucleotides. RefSeq names its product dimethyladenosine transferase 1, mitochondrial-like. The transcript is spliced from 8 exons. The record is from RefSeq and is a predicted model, not a curated record. Gene Ontology annotation, molecular function: mitochondrial transcription factor activity; rRNA (adenine-N6,N6-)-dimethyltransferase activity. Bases 99 to 1118 code for a protein of 339 amino acids. Gene Ontology annotation, cellular component: mitochondrial matrix. Lineage: Eukaryota; Metazoa; Cnidaria; Anthozoa; Malacalcyonacea; Nephtheidae. Gene Ontology annotation, biological process: rRNA methylation; transcription initiation at mitochondrial promoter.